Zea mays is the source of this 1156-nucleotide messenger RNA. RefSeq lists its product as uncharacterized. Lineage: Eukaryota; Viridiplantae; Streptophyta; Magnoliopsida; Poales; Poaceae. The transcript has 2 exons. The record is from RefSeq and is a predicted model, not a curated record. Bases 259 to 933 code for a protein of 224 amino acids.
UUGGAGGCGUAGGCGAGGGAUUAGCUGAUAUGGAAAAGCAGGGAAUAGGCCACUCGCCAAAACGAACAAGAACACUUCAUUACUUGGUAACUUCUCUGAUUAAAGCAGUGAAUCUCACGGCGUCUACAUCCCGUUUCCCUUCUCUCUGUCUCCUCUUUACCAGCAACCAGCAGCCGUCGUUCUGUUCUAUCCCAGCGCAACCCUAGCCGCACCUGAGAUCUCGCCGCACCCUAGGCGCCUCCCUCAAAUAGCAGGAAGAUGGAUCGAACUGCUCCGGUCGUCGCUAUUGCAGAGGCUGUUGAUGCUGCUCGUGCUGCGGCUGUUGCAGCUGCGGAGGCGAGAUGUGCAGCGUUGGUUGCUGAGAAGGAGGCACGUGCGGCUGUUGAAUCUGCCACUAUUGCAGCGGGUAAGGUUGAACGUGUCGUAUCUGCUGUGAAGUAUGGUAGAUUUGUAGAAGGUGACUCCAUGGUGGAAUCAAAGGAUAAUGUUGACUUGAAGUAUCAUGUUAGCAUCAAGAACUCACUGCGAUAUGCCAUACAAGAGAUGAGGAGGCAAUCUUCAAUCAUACAAAACAUGAAUAGGUUGUGUUGUAGCAUCCCAGAAGUUGAAGGGGGUAAGGUUGGAAAGCUUUCUUCGCAUUUGAAGGAAGUGUGCAAGGGUCUCGAGAAGACAUCUAUUGUUUGUGAAGAAGAUCUGGAGAACAAAUGUCCUGGUUGGGACCUAGAUCAUCCCCCUUCAGAUGUUGAAGACGACUGUAACCCUUCAGAAUUUGAGGACCAAGAAGAUGGAUAUGUGUCAAAAGAUCCGGAGCUGUGGGAAAUGGUUUUUGAAGACAUGAAGUGGGAAGAGAACAAAGUUGCUGUCUCUUUGUUCGAGCAUUGUCGUAUUAUGGGCUACGACUACGACCAGAUAUUUGAUCAUACUACCAGAUGAACCUGUAACCAGUUUGUGUCAUGAGAUGAACUUGUAACCAGUUAUGUAGACUUUUGUGAUGUCAAGACUAUGUACUUGAAACAUCUCUAUGUGAUGUGGUCCAGUUUAUGUAAGACUAUCUAAGUAUUCAAGACAGCUAUGUAUGCAGUCUGUUCCCAGUUUUAUGUAAGACUAUCUAAGUAUUCAAGACAGCUAUGUAUGCAGUCUGUUCCCAGUUUUAUUA